Molecule: messenger RNA, 3521 nt
Organism: Hippocampus zosterae (dwarf seahorse)
Lineage: Eukaryota; Metazoa; Chordata; Actinopteri; Syngnathiformes; Syngnathidae
Product: G-protein coupled receptor 6
Exons: 2
Coding region: 1353-2501 (382 amino acids)
Biological process (GO): G protein-coupled receptor signaling pathway
Cellular component (GO): membrane
Molecular function (GO): sphingosine-1-phosphate receptor activity
Source: RefSeq, a predicted model, not a curated record
UUUAGUCUGUGUUUUGUGUGUGUGCGUGUGUCAAUGAAUCCUCUCGUUGCAUUUGCACUCCUCACAGCAGGUUUCUCACCGCACGUGCCUCAAAUGCUAGUCUUUGUAUAGUUUCAGGAGCCUUGAGAUUUAAUCAUCUAUUUGGCUUCCUUCAUUGUGGCUCCUCUUUAGUGAGUCACUCGGCACUUCAUGUGAGUCGCUCACUUGGUUGUGAGGAUGAAACCCACACAUGGCUCCCCCCCUCCCUACUCCUGUCAAAUCCCGCACCACGCCAUCCCUCCUCAUCUUCUUCAUCUUCCCCCUCCCCCCUUACUCAGAGCCAGGCUGGAACAGGUGGCCAAACAGCUGUUGCUAAGAAACCAAAAAGUGGUUACCCGUAGUUUUUAUAUGUUUUGUUCAAGCUGCCUCUUUAGCCGUUCCUUCAUUCUGUGUGAAUAUCUAGCUAUCUAUCGAGAUAGAGAGCAAGAGAUGCACUGUAUGUCUACAAAAAGUAAGAAUAUGACAGCAGUUUACUGAAUCACUUAACAGUAAUUCUUCUUUGUAUUUUGAUGACUGUAUUAUAUGGGUACUGGCCAAGUUGCACAAACCCAGGUGUCGCAAUGAUUUCAAUCUGAUGUACAAACGUGUCUGAUUCUUUGCAUUCUAUGUAAUUGUGUUAGUACUCUGUUUUAUGAUGUUAGUUUUAUAGAGUAUCAUUUUCUUUGCCUAAAAAAAAAUCCUGCACAUGGGUUUUGUAGGGUGGCUGGAACGAAUUAAUGGCAUCUCCAUUUAUUUCAGUGGAGUAAGAAUCCUUGGCAUACAAGUGUUGUGAGCUACAAAUGUGGAAAUGGAAGAACUUUUACUUCAGCUCUCGUAUUGAAUGUCAUCAGGUGCACCCCAGAAAGCAGAAGUGUCAUACUCAUUUUUGUCGCGGGCCACUUUGGAGUUAAGUCAAUCCGAGGGCCGUUAACGAAUGUUUAACAAUCUCAUUGCGUUGUUACUUUGAUUACUACUUUUGAAAUCACUCCAGUCAACUAUUUGUUUGUUGGUUGCUCGAUUAUUGUUCAAAUGAGUGUAAGCAGGGUGACAAAAUUAUUGGAUCAUGGAAGUUGAUCGACAUGAUUUGCUUUUGCAGACCACCUAAAAUGAUAUGGCAGGCCAGAUGGGGCCCCCGGACCUUGAGUUUGACACCAGUGUACGAAAGUGUCCGCUGUGUAUCUCCCUGGGUGACAAACCAUCAAAUGCCUUCGGAGCGUGGGAACAAAGCCCCGCCCUGCACAUUCAGACUCCUCCUUCGUGACGUCACUGCAUCUUAAAGUUGUCCCUUGAGGGCGUCCCCCGGCCGCUCGUCGCUCCUCUGCCGUCCUCCGCCAAUGGUUCUUCACACCGCUUCUGCCUCGGGUGUGCGUCCCACGCGUGGGGAGCACGGCCGCCGCUUCGGCCACCGCCAACGUCCGCCGGUGCCUGCGUGGAAGUGGGGAUCGCCGCUUCCCCCGCCAACCUCUGCUCGUCGAGGAAGGAGAACUCACCCGCCGCUUAUGAACGACUCGGCCGCGCCGUCUCCGGCGAACGACUCGCAGCCGUGGACGGAGUCGGAACUCAACGGCACCCUGGCGCUGUCAUCAAGCGUCCCGCUGGCCUUCGGCGUCAACCCGUGGGACAUUAUGCUAUGCAUGUCGGGCACGGCCAUCGCCUGCGAGAACGCCAUCGUGGUGGCCAUCAUCGUCUACACGCCCACGCUCAGGACUCCCAUGUUCAUGCUUGUCGGCAGCCUGGCCACGGCCGACCUGCUGGCCGGCGUGGGGCUCAUCCUCAACUUCGUCUUUCAGUACGUGGUCUCCUCGCAGACGGUCAGUCUGGUGACGGUGGGCUUCCUGGUGGCGUCCUUCGCGGCGUCCAUCAUCAGCCUGCUUGCCAUCACGGUGGACCGCUACUUUUCACUCUACAACGCCCUCACUUACUUCUCGGAGAAGACGCUGCGCUGGACCCACGCCAUGCUGCUAGCCACCUGGGGCGCGUCGCUGCUCUUGGGCCUGCUGCCCGUGCUGGGUUGGAACUGCCUGGACGAGCCGGAGACGUGCAGCAUCGUGCGGCCGCUGACGCGCGGCAACGUGACGCUGCUGGCCACCGCCUUUUUCGUCAUCUUCGCGCUCAUGCUGACACUCUACUUUAAGAUCUGUAAGAUCGUGUGCCGACACGCCCACCAGAUCGCCUUGCAGCAGCAUUUCUUCUCUGCCUCGCACUACGUGGCCACCAAGAAGGGCGUGUCCACCCUGGCCAUCAUCCUAGGGACUUUCGGUGCCAGCUGGCUGCCCUUCGCUGUCUACUGCCUGGUGGGCGAGCGAGAGUACCCGUCGGUUUACACGUACGCCACCCUGCUGCCCGCCACCUACAAUUCCAUGAUCAACCCCAUCAUCUACGCCUACAGGAACGCCGAGAUCCAGCGCUCCAUCUACUUGCUACUGUGCGGCUGCUUUCGUCCAAACGCCGCCUACCGCUCCAGGUCGCCCAGUGAAGUGUGAGCCCCCAAGGACGGAGCGGAGAACAAAAAAAACGACCGCCUGUCAUAGACUUAUAGACAAGUCGUCAUGUUACAUCAAAAUCACGAUAUUUUGAUAUUUCAGCGGGAACGUUACGAGCAGAGAUGGACAUUUUACAAAAUUCUGCCAGUCCGUCUUUUGUCAUCCAUCAGUGGCCUGGGUACCUGUCAGUCAUCCUCAGUCCGCCAUUUUAUUUUUUUCAGGUCGAACCAAAUUUAUCGUCAGUCUGUCAUGUUAUUUUUCUGGCACCCCGCCUGUCUGUAAAUUUCAAAUACGGUGACUAACAAAGACAUAAAUAAUCAAAACGGAUGACUAAGAAAUCAAAAUGUCCAAGGGAAACAAACACAAAAAACAGUUGUAUGAUAUCAAAAAUAUAACAAUAUAACGCUCCAAGGAAAAAAAAACGUAAACUGUCAACCCAAAUCAUUCUGGGAUUAACUUUGUAACGUGAAAGAUUCGUCGCGACAUAUGCUUGUUGCAACGCUCCUUUUAUUUUACACCCCAAAUCAGUCUUCGUAGAAGGUGCUUUGAUUUUUUUAUUUUUUUUACCCACACAUUUUAUCGUAUUUCAGAGUUCAUAUAUUUUAUUGUAUUUCAGAGUUCAUAACAUAUUUAAUUUGACAUUUUUAUUUUUUUAUUUUUUUUAAGGUAACUUGUGUGUAAAAUGGCAGCCAUUGGAUACCUGCACUUUAAACUCAACACAAGUUCCGUAGGGAGCGUUGAAAACCAUUUUGAACAAGAAAAUAAAGAAUGUGAGAAAAAAAAUUCAGACUUCACCUGUGAAUGUACUUUCAUGGAAAAAAAAACAUUUGCACUUUAUUCAACGUCUUGUUUGUUUUUGUUUCAUUUUGAAAUGCCAAAGCAGUAUCAUAACAACCCUUCUUGUGUGACGUGGUGUGAUAUUUUUCUAUUUUGUAUGUUUUGUGUCUUUCACUGUGUUUUCUACUGGGGGUCGGGGGUAAACAAAACAACAAAGAAUAAAGUGCUAAAUAGGCAAAAAGG